CCUCUGUUCCAUGCCUAACCCAUCUUUGUCGUUUGGAAAUUCGGUCCAUCCUGAAACCAGAACACCUACGUUCUGAGGGUGUCAUCCAUCAGUUGCCACUUCCCAGAAGCCUACAAAAUUAUUUGCUCUACGAAGAUGUUCUGAAGAUGAAUGCGGUUCCGGAACUGGCAGCUAUUCAUGAUGGCGAGAUCAGUGAAGCUACUUAACACUGCUCGUUUCUUACUCUGGAAACCACCAAGAAAAAGAGCAAAGGACUGGCAAUUAUUCAUGAUUUUAUAGUCACAAAAUAUGAUUUUUGUUUGUGUGAUUGGUUAUGUUUUGGGGGGCAGUAGUAAAUGAAUGUUUACAACUGAGCUUCUCAGUAAAAAAAACAAAACAGACAAAACUAUAAACUUCACUUGUACUACUUUGUUGCAGAUUCAUUUCCAGUACACUGUGAGUUGUAAUGUUUACCUGACCAUUUUUUACUUUAUUCUGCUAAUGAACUGUGGUGCUGCUUCUAGUGGUAGACAUGGUGUUUUUCUGCCUAAGAUUCAUGUUUACCUGGUGCUAGAAGCUAAGAAUAGAAUGCAUAAAAUGGAGGGAAGUACAUACACUGUGCUGUUGGACCUCAUUAUUAUUAUUUUAUUUGAGGCUGAAUAUCACUUAUGAUUAUAAAAGAAAAAGUUUCCUGUCCUGUCAUGGUCCAUUUUCAUCUCUUAGUCCAGUCACUUUUAUGAAGGUUUGCUAUCUAUUGCCUUUUUGCAUGUAAACUCAGGAGAAACUUUUUUUUUUUUUUUUAAUAUAGAAAAUUGGAGUCCUUGUUCCCAUUUCCUACACGGGAAAUGGAGAAACAGGAACUGUUUCUCGCUGUGUGUCUCUGUCUUUCUCCACCUCCCCUUUCCUCUAGUCUUCCUCCCUCUCCCCCAUCAUUUCUCCCUACUUUAUUCCUUGCUGAAACUUAAAAUAAAUACUUGCUAAAACCUAAAAAAAAAUAAUAUUGAAAAUCAGUUGUAUUGCUGGUCCCUCACCCCUAGUUCCCUCUUUUAUGUUCUUUGGCAAAUCUGUACUUCAUGUUUAAUUUGCAAGAAGAGGCGCACAUCUAAACUAAAAUAUAUGCUCAGUUUCAAAAACCAAACAAAUAAACAUGAGGUCAGUUUUAGGAGCAUUUUACCACUUUUAGAAUGUUAAUGAGGAAGACUGAGAGGGGCAUUUUUGUGGCACCAUAUUCAAAGAAAGUGUACACAUUUCAGAGUUACUUAGUAUCAAAUGCAGCAGUCAGGCUCCAUUCAACUCCAGAUUCAGUGGGCAGUUUUAUUUCUAUGAAGCAGCAAUAGCCAGGUCUAUUGUAUUGUUUUUCCUUCAUAAUAUUUAGAAGGGUCUUCAAUCAGUCCAUGAAAUAAAGACCUUAGAAUCCUAAGUUAAUGAGGCAUGGCCUCAUGGGAUUUUGCUAUUGCUGAAUCUAACUCUAGAGUCAGGAAAAACCAAACACAGGAUCAAAUAAGUUUGAUAAGAGACUAGCUUUGAGAGAAAGGUAUGAGAAAUUACUGUCACAGUAGACAACUAGAGAUUGGUCCAAAGGAGGCAAAUCUUCCAUUCUGUUGGCAUCCUGUGGUUAAAAUAGAUGGGAGCGGAUCACUACUCUAUCCGUCUCUGAUAGGCUUUUGCUGUUUGACAAAAGCAUGAUGGUGGUAGACUAAAGGAGGGCAGCAUUGCUAAGAUUCACAGGAAUAAUUGAGCUUUUCAUGUUAUGAGCUGCCCUGGUUGGGUGGAGGCAGAGUGUGAAUGUGUACAGGUAGAAAUAAGGUUCAAUAUUGGGACCUAGGUGGAGAUUCUGAUACUAAGUUUAACAAAAAUCCCCAAACUGUACUAUGUAGUAUUUUAAAAAUACUGUAACUUUUGGUUUUCAAAUUGUAAGUCUCUGAUUUUUAUCAUAAUAACAAUUUUUUGGUAGAGUCAAAUGUAUAUAAAAUGUUUAAA
Molecule: messenger RNA, 1959 nt
Organism: Castor canadensis (American beaver)
Lineage: Eukaryota; Metazoa; Chordata; Mammalia; Rodentia; Castoridae
Source: RefSeq, a predicted model, not a curated record